UUGCAGCUACUGUGACUGGUUCUAAAGAUCCCAAUUCUGGAGAGAAAGUCCUAACCAUGACACCUGGCAAGGAAAGGGAAGUACUCUAUGAAGAUACCUCUGGGGAUGGUGUUAGUACCAUUUACAGCAACCCAGUAUCACCACAGGCUUCAGACUCUACAGAUGAAUUUACCACCUACUUUGAUCAGAAAAUACCUAUACCAGAAGAUGAAAAGCACCCAUGGUUCAGUUUUCGAAAACUCUGGGCCUUCACUGGGCCUGGUUUCCUGAUGAGCAUUGCCUACUUGGAUCCAGGUAACAUUGAAUCUGACCUACAAUCUGGGGCAGUUGCAGGAUUUAAGCUGCUCUGGGUUCUCUUGUUGGCUACUAUCAUUGGUUUGCUCUUACAACGUCUAGCAGCAAGGCUGGGUGUGGUAACAGGACUUCACCUGGCAGAAGUAUGCAAUCGACAGUACCCCAAGGUUCCUCGACUUAUCUUGUGGCUGAUGGUGGAGCUGGCUAUCAUUGGAUCAGAUAUGCAGGAAGUCAUCGGCUCAGCAAUUGCCAUUAACCUUUUGUCCGUUGGGAAAAUCCCUUUGUGGGGUGGAGUGCUCAUAACAAUAGCUGAUACCUUUGUGUUUCUCUUCCUGGAUAAGUAUGGUUUGAGGAAACUGGAAGCAUUGUUUGCCUUCCUCAUUACCAUCAUGGCGGUCACAUUUGGAUAUGAGUAUAUAACUGUAAAACCAGACCAGGGACAGCUGCUGAAAGGGAUGUUUAUGCCUUAUUGUGAAGGCUGUGGGCCUGCCCAGCUAGAGCAAGCUGUUGGGAUCGUAGGUGCUGUCAUCAUGCCUCACAACAUGUACCUGCAUUCUGCUUUGGUCAAGUCUCGACAGGUGAAUCGGGCCAAAAAGAAGGAAGUUAGCGAGGCCAACAAGUAUUUCUUCAUUGAAUCCUGCAUUGCCCUUUUUAUCUCCUUCAUCAUCAACGUCUUUGUUGUCUCAGUCUUUGCCGAAGCAUUCUAUAAAAAGACAAACCAAGAAGUGCAUGACAUCUGUGCAAAUAAAAGCUUUGCCCAAGCUGUGGUGUUUCAAUCAGAUAAUAGCACCCUGGAUGUGGAUAUCUACAAAGGGGGAGUAAUUCUCGGUUGUUACUUUGGCCCUGCUGCUCUCUACAUCUGGGCUAUUGGUAUCCUUGCUGCAGGACAGAGUUCAACAAUGACAGGAACGUACUCUGGACAGUUUGUUAUGGAGGGAUUCCUCAAUCUGAAGUGGUCGCGGUUUGCUCGUGUGGUUCUAACCCGUUCCAUUGCCAUCACGCCAACUCUUCUGGUUGCCAUUUUCAAAGAUGUGGAACACUUGACAGGCAUGAAUGACUUCCUCAAUGUCCUCAUGAGUUUACAGUUGCCCUUUGCUUUAAUCCCAGUGCUCACGUUCACUAGUCUGCGUCCAGUGAUGAAUGACUUUGCCAAUGGCCUGGGCUGGAAAAUCGCUGGGGGAAUUCUCAUUGUGAUCAUCUGCAGCAUUAACAUGUACUUUGUGGUGAUCUAUGUGACUACCCUUGGACAAACAGUGUUAUACAUAUGUGCUUCAAUUAUCAGCGUUCUCUACUUAGCCUUCGUGGCAUAUCUGAGUUGGCAGUGCUUAAUUGCUCUCGGAGUUCCCUUCCUGGCUUGUGGGCAUACGUAUCAUCUGGGACUUACUUCUCAGCCAGAACUCUUUCUUCUGAACAAUGUUGAUACUGUCUCAAUCACGAAUAGAUGAAAUCCCAUCCACCACCGUCAACCGAGUGUAACUUAUUUGAAACACCCUUUCAGUGUUGCACAAAACCAAAUUUUGAUUGGUUCUGAAAUGAGCAGGUACAAGUCAAGAAUUGCCAGUGGAGACCGAGCUUCCCCUUGGAAAAAGAAGCAGGAAGGAGAGUCAAAUUAUGAAGAGUUAUCUGUUACACUGGGAAACAGACUUCUUUAGAGGCUGUAUAUGAGAUCAACUAUGAAGGCUAUUGACAAAGUUGGAGCAUAUCUUGCAUCGUAAGUGAGAAAAAUGGUUGUAACUGACACACCUGCAAAAUGCGGAAUGUAACAAAAAGGUGAAGAGCUAUGAAUGAAAUAAGGGGAUUGAACUUGAUAUUUCUCUCUUUUUUUGCACGUCUCAGUUCAUUUGUGGGGAAAGUGGCUGGGAGAGAAUUACACCGGAGAGUCGCAAAUAAAGGGAGAGUUUGGUACCCUCUUCCCAUUUUUCCACUUAGAAAUCCUCACCUCUUUAUUGAUACAAAUAGGUACAUAUUUGUAAAUGAAAGUUGCGAUAGGAAGCCUCCCACUUCAUACAAAGUGUCAUUAAUCUGUUUUGGAAGGAUUCACAAUUUUCUCUUACCUUGUGAUUUCUAGAACGCUGUUAGACAGUACUGUAGAAAUUAAGCAAUAUCCUGCUUUAAAGCAAAAGGAAAAUUGAACAGAACUUUCUGAAACUCUUAAUGAUCAUAAUCCACCAGGAAGGGUAUCUGCGUGAGCCCUAUAUAAGACAUAAAAUAAAGAUGAAUGAAUAUAAAGUGGACUAAGAACAUACUUCAAGUUCUUUAGGAUUAGACCAAUGUUUUUCAAUCUUGGCGAUUUGAGGAUGGGUAGACUUCAACUCCCAGAAUUCCUCAGCCAGUUGACUGAGGAAUUCUGGGAGUUGAAGUCCACACAUUUUCAAGUCCCCAAAGUUCAGAAACAGUGGUUUAGACAAAAUAAUAAUAAUUGGUAGAUUUUUCAGCUACAUCUUCCUAUCCUAUUUCAAUAUGUUUUAUCCUGUUUCCUUCAUAUGGCAUAUUCCUGUGCUUUGCAUACAUGAAAGGUGUGUAUUCGUUUAACCCUCUGGUUCCCUGUUUUGUUUAAUUGUUAUGGGGAAUUUUUUAUUUCUCUUUUUUCAUGCAAGUCUCAUUCAGUCUAGAACCAUGGACUCUCCAUAAUAAUCCUACAUUUUUACUAAAGACAAAUAAACCCAAUGGCUGUUGCUACCUCUCAAAAGUUGACUAGUGAGAAGAAGAAUAUAGAGAAAGGUAAAUCCCAAAGAAGUCCACUGUAGGUCCCCUUUCUUAAUUGCUGGUGGAAAACUCCAGCUCAGUGAGGGUUCCAGAACUCUGGCUGUUCCAUUAGCAAUGUGGAUUAAGGAAGCUUUGGAUUCAUUAGUAUCCCUGCUCUUCAAAGACAAUUAUCAUCAAGAAUGAAUAGAAGUAACAUAUCAAAUAAUAAUUCUCCCUCGUCUCAAUUUCUUGAAGAUUAGUCAAGCUUCUUUUCUGAGCUUGAAUUAAACAUGAAGCCUUUUGCUCAGAACUUCUAUAUCCUGAAGACUUUUGCUCUCAUCGUUGAGUUUAAUCUGCUCUGCUCUUUCUGGUUUCUGCUACCACUGUUCAAGUGAUGCCUUCAGGCUCUGGAUAAAAGUGCUUGAUCGUUCAAAUACAAUGAAAGUUUCAGGCACAUUUUUACAGUUGGAGAGACAGAACUGGGAGGAAUUUCUUUGCUAGAGAUCAGGGAUCUCCAAACUUGGCAACUUUUAAGACUUGUGGACUUCAACUCUUAAUGUUCCCCAGCCAGCAUGGCUGGCUAAAGAAUUAUGGGAGUUGGAAGUCCACAAGUUUUAAAAGUUGCCAAAUUUGGAGACUCCUGAUAUAGAUUAUACCUAAUCUGAUUUACAUAGUUCACCUUGGUUUCAAAUCAGAAACCAAGAAUCGCAUUUUGGAAACAAUACAGAAAACAAUAUAGUGCUAAACUGAUUACUCAAAAUGUUAGCUCAGCAUGCACAAGAUUGCAACCUUGUACUUUCUAAGCUUUGUUAUAAAGCUUGUUCAAUGCAGAAUUAAGAUUGGAGGAAUUCCCGUACAGACUACCCACUCAAUUCUUGUGGUACAAGAAUAUCACUUUUCCCUUUGAGAAGUAGCUUUGAAAGGAUAGCUUUUAAAAAAAUGAAAGCCACAUGUGAUAAAAUAUAUAUCUUUUACUUAAAAUCCCAUCUUUUGCAUGUGAUCUUUCACUUCCCUUUUCUUCUUUCUGUGUUUCUCCAUGUUAUAAAGUAGCUAAGAAGUCCACUUCCAUUUUCCUGCAGUCCAGUUCCAGAAUAAAAAGACAGUUUUUUAAAGAUAGUGUGUGCUCCAAAUCAAACAAGUUUCAUAUCUCACAUCUGAGAUAAAAGAUACUGUGGUAUCUCUCAUUGUAAAAUCCACAAUUCAGUUAUAUAAAUUGUUUCAACUUUCAUUGUCUAAUGAUCUGAUGUUUAAAUUUAUUACAGGUAGGAAAGCUCUUUUUCUGCUUUUGACAAUAAGCCUCUCAUUUCACCUAAGUCAUAUGUUCAUGAUGUAAGAGUUGGUGAUGUUGUGUAAUGAACCAACAUCUUUAUGUAAACGUGGCCUACCUCUCUCUCCCAUCUCAUUUUUUCUAACCCUCAUUGGUGGCCUAGCUGGAGUUUAAUAUGACCAGGUUUAUUUAUUGUUUUCAUAUUCUGGUGUUAAGAUUUAAUUUUAUUUCCAGACCUUUACGGGAUGCAAAAAUAAAAUAGACACACUAAGUGUUGAAUAUUGAUUUCUGCAAUUUCCUCCUCCCACCCCAAAGCCAUUCAAGUUUCCAAUCCUUACAUUCAGAAAUAAAUUGGCAAUAUUGGUAGAAAACACUAAUGUUCCCAAAUACUACAGCUGCUUUAGUUGGCCAAGAUACAUCCUAUCUCUGUAUAUUAGAGUUGUCUGGAUAUUCUCUUCGAUUUUGGAAAAAUCUAAUGUUGACAUAGAUUUAAAACAAAAGUUAUGCCAACAAAACCUCCCAGUUUUUAACCAUGAUAGUGAAAUGUCCUUUGGCAACAGAUGUGGGGCAGAUGUGUCUUGUUCAGCAAUAAAUUGAGACUGGCUUCUAAGACUGGCUGCAAAGCUGUUGCCAAAACUUUGCUUUCUGCUUCAGAUUGAAGAACAUAAUAUUCCUAGUGCUCAAACUGGUGUUUUACUCGGGUCUCUUACUAGACCUGGAUACACAGGUACAUUUGAACUCACUAGGUUGAUGAUGCUAUCAGGACUAUCAGAUAGCAAUGAAAAUUAUUCAAGUGCUCAAAAUAUUUGUAACUGGCCAAUAAAAUAUUUGGUUUAUUGCCUUUGGUAUCAAUUGCUUUAAAAAGUUUGAUGUUACAAAAUCAAUUUUCCUUUUUGUUAAUUUUUUUGGACAUUUGGUACUAAUUUAUUUGACAUGUUGGGUCAGCCAUUUUUGUUUAUUUAAAUGAAAGUCCAGAUCUUCAAAUAAAUAUCAAAUACCUACUCCUC
Messenger RNA from Thamnophis sirtalis, 5253 nucleotides. Lineage: Eukaryota; Metazoa; Chordata; Lepidosauria; Squamata; Natricidae. The record is from RefSeq and is a predicted model, not a curated record.